Molecule: messenger RNA, 767 nt
Organism: Lactuca virosa
Lineage: Eukaryota; Viridiplantae; Streptophyta; Magnoliopsida; Asterales; Asteraceae
Source: the annotation of a GenBank genome assembly
AACGCUCCAUGCAUUUCCUUUUAUUUCGUUUUAAAUUUUCAAAAUUCCAAAACCCUAACCACUAAAUUCCCCUUUUGCACACACCUCACUAAACACAAUGCUGACCUGAUUCGAUUUCAUCCAAACUCUGCUACUCAACUCAUCAACGGAGUCCGAAGAUCCGAAAAAGCUGUAGAUGACGGAGCAACGUCAACCCGAAGGAGAAGCCAUACAUGAGGUCACCGAUGAAAUUGAGGAGCUUGAUAAAUUAGAGGAAGAUGUGAACCUUAUGGCUCAGAAAAUAGCCGAAUUUAGAGAGACAUUGCCUGCUCAGCUUCAGAAUACUCUCGACUCCAUUCUUUCUGCUCAGAGACCUGUUAAUUUUAACCUUUCUGAUAAUGAUCAUGGACCCUCUAGUAAUGCCAAUCAAGAAGAAGGUGUUGUUGCAUUAGUAGAAGAUGACGUGGCACACACUGAAAAGAUAGAAACAAUUAAACAGAAAGUUUCCAGCAAUGAUUCUGCAAUGUUGUCGGUUGUAAAGAGAAUGAAAGAUUGUAUUUCAAGAAUUGAGAAGCUAGACUCCUUCAACAAAGGAAUCAUCCAUCCUGCCUUCAAAACAAGAAAUAUCAUCUCACAAGAUCGCUUCACGUGAGGUUUGUUCAUGUUUGAAUGAGAAUCUAAAUAUGCUUUUUUUUUUCAAAUCUAAAUUCAUGGCUUCUAGGUAUUUAGGCUAGCUGGAUAUGAUUUGAUCUAAACACUUGAUGCUUAUGUAUGGCUUUUAUCAUUGA